Messenger RNA from Myotis davidii, 5672 nucleotides. It is a transcript of the gene PRRC2B, whose product is annotated as proline rich coiled-coil 2B. Gene Ontology annotation, biological process: cell differentiation. The transcript has 23 exons. NCBI's taxonomy places the organism in Eukaryota, Metazoa, Chordata, Mammalia, Chiroptera, Vespertilionidae. The coding region runs from base 204 to 3551 and encodes 1115 amino acids. The record is from RefSeq and is a predicted model, not a curated record.
CCCCCCGGCCCACCAUCAUCAACGCGGAGAACCUCAAGGGCCUGGAUGACCUGGACACGGAUGCCGACGAUGGCUGGGCAGGCCUCCAUGAGGAAGUGGACUAUUCUGAGAAGUUGAAGUUCAGUGAUGACGAAGAGGAGGAGGACGUGGUAAAGGAUGGCCGGCCACAGUGCUGGGACCCGAGGCGGCAGCGGGGGCUGUCAAUGAGCUCUGUGGACAGUGCUGAUGCCAAGCGUGCCCACGAGGAAGGAAAGGACUGGGGCGAGACGGUGGGAGUGGCUCGCGUCGGCCGGAAGGUGCCAGAACCUCAGCCCCCUCCGAGGAAGCUUCACAGCUGGGCCUCAGGCCCUGAGUACCAGAAGGCCUCCGUGGGCAGCGUGUUCCGGCAGCAGUCGGUCGAGGACAAAGAGGACAAGCCGCCCCCCCGGCAGAAGUUCAUCCAGUCCGAGAUGUCCGAGGCCGUGGAGCGCGCCCGGAGGCGGCGGGAGGAGGAGGAGCGCCGGACCCGGGAGGAGCGGCUGGCUGCCUGCGCCGCCAAACUCAAGCAGCUGGACCAGAAGUGCAAGCAGGCUCAGAAGGCCAGCGAGGCGCAGCGGCCGCUGGAGCGGGACGCGCCCCGGUCUCCAGGCCCCGAGAAGGCGCCGCCGCAGGAGAACGGCCCCGCCGUCCGCAGAGGCUCCCCCGAGUUCUCUGCCCCGGAAGCCCCCAGCACGUUCUCAGAAGAGGCCCCCACAGCUCCUGCGGCUGUGGCUCAGAGCGGCAGCAGUGAGGAGGGGCCCGGGGAGGCUGGGUCCCCUGCGCCGGAGUUCAGCAAGUACCAGAAGUCCCUUCCUCCCAGGUUCCAGCGCCAGCAGCAGCAGCAGCAGCAGCAGGAGCAGCUGUACAAGAUGCAGCACUGGCCGCAGGUGUACCCUCCGCCCUCGCACCCGCAGCGCACCUUCUACGCGCACCACCCUCAGAUGCUGGGCUUCGACCCCAGGUGGAUGAUGAUGCCUUCCUACAUGGACCCUCGGAUCCCGCCCACUCGCACCCCCGUGGAUUUCUACCCCUCGGCGCUGCACCCCUCGGGACUGAUGAAGCCCAUGGUGCCCCCAGACUCCGUCAGUGGGACUAGCUGUCGCUCUGAGGAUCAGAGCCGUGUCCCCCAACUGCAGGAAAGAAAAGUGACGGCCAUCGACCCAGCCCCUGUGUGGAGCCCCGAGGGCUACAUGGCACUGCAGAGCAAGAGCUACUCGCUGCCUCCCCCAAAACCCAGCGACACUUUGGCCAUGGACAUGCACGUCAGGACCCCCGACGAGGCCUUGCCAGGCCACAGCAGUCACUACGCCCUGGAGCGGGCUGCCCAUGCCACCGCUGACGUCCCCGAAGCCGCCUGUGAGAAGGCAGAGGAGGCCACCCUGGCUGCUCAGAGGGUGGGCGAGCAGGGGGAGGCGAUGAAGCAGUUCGACCUGAACUAUGGAAGUUCCAUCCUCGAGAACUGUGGGGCCAGCCCCGGGGAGGAGACAGAGGUGGGCUCCAUGGUGGGCGAAGGCUUCAUCGAAAUCCUGACCAAGAAGCAGCGCCGCCUGCUGGAGGAGGAGAGGAGGAAGAAGGAGCAAGCUGCGCAGGUGCCUGUCAAAGGUCGGGGCCUUGCCUCCCGCAUUCCUCCUCGGUUUGCGAAAAAGCAGAACAACUUGGGCCUGGAGCAAGGCGAUGUGCCCGUGCCGGGCAGCAGCCUGGGCACCGAGAUCUGGGAGAGCAGUGGCCAGGCCCUGCCCGUUCAGGCCUCAACCAGCGACUCCUGGACCAAAGCCGCCACGGCCUUCAACAGCUCCGAGCCCGGCUCCGCCGAGCAGGGCUUUAAGAGCAGCCAGGGAGACAGUGGUGUGGACUUGAGCGCCGAGUCUCGGGAGUCGUCUGCGACCUCGUCGCAGCGCAGCUCGCCCUAUGGCACUCUGAAACCAGAGGAGAUGAGCGGGUCCAACCUGGAGCCCAAGGCUGACGGCCAUAAGGAGCCGGCUCAGAAGCAACCCGAGCAAAAGGAUUCGGAACAAGGCUCAGCACAGAGCAAGGAGCACAGACCAGGACCCAUCGGCAACGAGCGCUCCCUGAAGAACAGAAAGGGCUCCGAGGCGGCCGAGCGCCUGCCGGGCGCCGCCGUCCCACCGGUCAACGGGGUGGAGAUUCACGUGGACUCCGUGCUCCCGGUGCCGCCCAUCGAAUUUGGAGUCAGUCCAAAAGACUCCGACUUCAGCUUGCCGCCGGGGUCUGCCCCUGGCCCCGCGGGGAAUCCAGUGGUGAAGCUCCAGGACGCCCUGGCUAGUAACGCUGGGCUGACACAGAGCAUUCCCAUCCUGCGGCGAGAUCACCACAUCCAGAGGGCCAUCGGCCUCUCCCAGAUGUCCUUCCCCACGGCCGACCUCACUCUGAAGAUGGAGUCUGCGCGGAAGGCUUGGGAAAACUCGCCCAGCUUGCCGGAGCAGAGCUCUCCGGGAGGCCCUGGCUCGGGCAUCCAGCCCCCGUCCUCUGUGGGAGCCUCCAGUGGGGCCAACUACAGCUCCUUCGGCGGCGUCUCCAUGCCGCCCAUGCCUGUGGCCUCCGUAGCGCCUUCUCUCCCAGGCAGCCACCUGCCUCCUCUGUACCUGGAUGGGCACGUGUUUGCCAGUCAGCCCCGGCUGGUUCCUCAGACCAUCCCGCAGCAGCAGCCUUACCAGCAGGCUGCCGCUGCCCAGCAGAUCCCCAUUUCCCUUCACACGUCUCUGCAGGCGUCAGCCCAGCUGGGGCUGCGGGGCGGGCUCCCCGUCUCCCAGUCACAGGAGAUCUUCAGCUCCUUGCAGCCCUUCAGGUCGCAGGUGUACAUGCACCCCAGCCUGUCCCCGCCCAGCACCAUGAUCCUCUCUGGAGGCACCGCCCUGAAGCCUCCGUACUCGGCGUUCCCCGGCAUGCAGCCCUUGGAGCUCGUGAAGCCCCCGUCGGGCUCCCCCUACCAGCCCAUGAGCGGAAGCCAAGCCCUGGUCUACGAGGGCCAGCUCAGCCAGGCGGCCGGGCUGGGUGCCUCCCAGAUGCUGGACUCCCAGCUCCCCCAGCUGACGAUGCCACUGCCCGGCUCCCAGCUGCCUUUGCCACGCUACGGCUCCGGACAGCAGCCCCUGCUCCUGCCCCAGUCCAUCCAGCUGCCUCAGGGGCAGAGCCUCUCGGUGGGGGCCCCUCGCAGAAUUCUUCCGCCCGGGUCCCAGCCUUCGGUCCUCAACACCAGCAGAGAGUCCUCUCAGAUGGAGAUGAAGGGCUUCCACUUUGCCGACAGUAAACCGAAUGUUCCUUCAGGAGGCUCUGGGCAGUCACCACAGACCUACAGGCCUAGCUCUGCUAGCCCCAGUGGGAAGCCCUCUGGAUCAGCAGUUAACAUGGGCUCUGUGCAGGGACACUACGCUCACCAGGCCAAGCCACGAGUGGAUGAGAAGCCCGGCCUGGGAGCCGUGACGCUGCAGGAGGCCCCCUUGGCCGCCUCCCAGAUGAAGCGCACAGGAGCCAUCAAGCCUCGGGCGGUGAAAGUGGAGGAGAGCAAGGCCUGAGGCGCUGGCCUGGCCGCCUCACCAUCCAACCACCUGGCCGGCCGGCAGAGAGAGAUCCUCUCUCCACUCCUGACAGCUCCGACGUCCAACCAGCUUGCCCCGUGGAUUGUGGCAUUGACCUGCUUGCUUUCAUCCGAAACGGCAACAGCCCUUCCCGUCUCCUUCCCGCCCCCGGCGGCCCUGAGGAUGCAGCGCGGGCAGCUCCUCGUCUGAGCUCAGUGCUGCCCCGCCCCGUCUGGCCCCGUCCGGCCCUCUCCCGCUCGGUGGUGCGGCAGCAGGUCCUUUCCUUUGAAGCCUUUUGUUUUAAAAAGCAGCUAAAGCAGCCAAGGUUUUUACAGAGAAAGGAAAACAAAACACGAGCGAUGUCUGUGUGGCUGAACUUUUACAUGCUCUUCGCCAGCUCCCCGACCCCGUGUCCGGUAGUGUCCUGCCCUCCUGUUUAGUUGGAUGCAUCGCUGUGAGACGCCCUCCUGCUCUCCGUUGGUUAGCCUCUGCGGCCACACGCACCGCACGAGCACCCCGUGAGCUGGGGUUUAUGGAAGGGUUUCUGUCCCGGAGCCUAAAGCCAGGGACGUGCUGGCUGCUGGCCCUGUGGUGAAGCGCGGACACAGUCACUGGUGUAGCCCAAGUUGGCCUGACGUGUGAGCAGGCAGCACCGCAGCCCCCACCCACCUCCCGCGUCUGCUCGAGGGCUCCGGCACCCAGGACUGCUGUUUCACUCAUGCCCUUUCCGGAAGCCUCCACCUUCCUGCACCUUUUUCCCCCGGACCCUCCUCUCCCCCCCCAGCCCCACACUGGGGCCUGUGGCAGGGCUUCCUGCUCCUCCCCUCCUAGCAGCAGGCCCAGGUGGUGGGACAGGGCGCCUGAGCUGAGCAGUGAGGUCAGCCUUUCCAGCCGCGGGCAGGUCCAAGGGGGAGGCUGUGUUGCAGGGCUGGCCAUGUUCUGAAACGGCCUGGGCAGCCACCCAAGUCUGCAGAGCUGCCUCCAGCAAAAUGCUCGCGUGAGCCAUUUCACACCGCGUUUUGUUGUUUUUUAACAACUAGAAUCGCCCCAGAUGCUGUCAUUCCGAGGAAAGGGAGGGGAAGGCUCGAGUUUGGCACAGGCCCUUCGAGGAACUAAGCAGCACCCACAGAGAGGGCACCGCCUCUGGUCCCAGGGGACCUGGCUCAGCCCGUGUCCCUGUAGGUGUGCGCCGGCUGCUCGGGCUGCUGCUCAGCUCUGUCCAGGGUAGGACACGGGAGAGAGGGCCCUUGGGCUGCUGGAGCAGCUCGUGCUGUGAUGACAGCUUUUAGGACGGGACACUGCCUGGCAGAGCUCCCGUCUCGCGACCUGGAGGCCAGUCUCCAGGGAAGAGCUUUACUGCUCACCUGGUAGCUUUCCGCACCCCCUUGCCUCCAUCCUUGGACCUCACUGUUCACUGGCUUCUCUUUUCCCUUCAUCUCCUGAAUCUUUACUCUGGAGUCCUGUCCUCACUCUCCUGCCCCAUGUGCUCAUCUGCUCUGCCCCUCCCCCCCCAUGAGAGCUGCUGCCUGCCCCACUCCCCGCUGCCCCAUCGCCCGCUGCCCUGUAGGAGCCACACGCUCGCUGCCUGAACACCUGGGAACCUGCCCAGACCCUCUACCUGAUUCUGGGGUCCGCUGCUUGUCUAAAGCAAAAAAGGUUUUCUCAUUGUGAGACUCCACAGAACAGUUCUGGAUGCUGUUACAAACGCAAGGUGUGCCCUCCUGGUGAUCCUGACAGAGCGACAGUGCUUGUUUGAGGAAAAUAAAAACACGGGGUCACCUGCUCUCCAGCCCUUUUCUCUGCCCUGUAUUUUUUACUCCCCCCACCCCAGUAAAACAGAAAACACUAGAACUUAUUUAUAUGUAUUGUUGUAGGUCUAGGUGAAGGAAGGAAGUGUCCCACUGCGCUAUUUAUAGAUGCGUCUGACUGACCCGUGCAGGAAGGCCAGGGGCUGCAUGCGACCCUCAGUGCUUCCUCCGCCUCGUGUGCCCAGCUGCGGGCGCGUCCCCCCCGAGACAUUUCCAGCUGGACUCGGGCAGAGGGUAGGCCCGGGCCUGCUGGCAUCCCAUCCCUUCCUUGGUCUGAUUAAAUGCAGUCUUUACUGCAGAGAUGUUUUAA